CCGCUGCAAACCCUGAGGACACAUUUUGGGAUUAUCUAUGGUGUAGAAGUCCUCGAGGAUGAGCGUUGGGUUUAACAAUGGUGAAACUCCCGAGGGAAGCCACCUGUGGGAUUUCCUGCCAGACAAAAUCCCCGAGGAUGAGGGCUGGGAUUACCCUUGGUGCAAACUCCUGAGGAUGAUGGCUGCUCCAGCAGACACUUUGCACUCUCCAGCAGGACCCUUGGAGCCCAUGCUGUCUCUCCCUGCCCUGCCCUGGCACCAGGGGAUGUUCCCCAUCCAGUUCACCCAGCAUUCCCUGGAAAAGAGCUGUGUGUAUCCACACUCCUGGAAAACUUCACAGCUUCCCCCAGGGCUGCAGGCACGGGAUCUGGCUUUGUGUCCAUCCAGCACAGCCAGGCCAAGCCAGGCCUGGCACUGCAGCUUGGCUGAGGUUUGUCCCUUGCGUAAGGGCCACAGUGAUUUACAAGAAGUGACAAAUCUCGCCCGUAUCCGUUGGGGACCUUGCACAAGGGCUCAGGCACUUCCCCACCUCCCGUGGGUGACUCAGAGUGGAAGCGAGAGCCGGCGUGGGGAAACCCCCGGAGUGUGGAGGGGCCGGGGGCAGCUCCUGGUGCUCUCGAAGGAUUUGCUCCGCAUGAACUUGGCCUGGUGGCCCAGCCACUGCCAUCACCACCGUGCCACUGCCAUCGUCACUGUGACAAUGCCAUCACCACCGUGCCACUGCCGUCAUCACUGUGCCACCAUCAUCAUCGUGCCAGUGUUAUCAUCACUCUGCCACUGCCACUGUCACCAUGACAUUGCUGUCAUUGCCAUGCCACUGCUGUUGUCAUCGCUGUGCUACCUCUGCCAGACCACCACCUUCAUCCUCACCAAGCCACCGCCCUCGUCACCAUGCCGCCACUGUCAUCAUCACGCCACUGCCAUUGUUGCUGUGCCACCUCUGCCAUUUUUGGAGAGCUGCCUUCCCCCUCACCUGAGUGGAAAAAGCUCCCCCAGCUCCCUCAGUGUCCCCUGAGCACCCAGACAGGACGUGCUCCUUGUGGCAGCAGCUCAGGGCUUCGUGGGGAGAGCGUUCCUGGCGCAGGUGGGCGAGCUGGGACGAGCUUUGCUGUGAAAAAUGCCAUCAAUCCCAAACAUCCUCGUUGGAGACUCAGUGGGGUGAAUCUCCAUGUGGAAGCUGCUGCUGGGGUUGGGGCUAAGCUGGAGCAACACCUGUAGCUUCCUAAACAUUCCACCCCAUCCUGAGCAUCCUGAGCAUGCGGAGCCAGGCAGCAGCGGGCGUUACCCAUCCCUGCAGUGCUGCUGGGGCACCUCUUGCCGAGAAGGAGCCCGUGGGUGAACCCUUGGUGUGUUGAGUGUGCACUUUUGCUUACUGAGAAC
Molecule: messenger RNA, 1380 nt
Organism: Motacilla alba alba
Lineage: Eukaryota; Metazoa; Chordata; Aves; Passeriformes; Motacillidae
Exons: 2
Coding region: 59-1015 (318 amino acids)
Source: RefSeq, a predicted model, not a curated record